CCAAACCAAAAACUCACUCUUCAGCGAACAACAAUCAAACUUCUUCAAAUCCAAGAUCUCCGAAAUUCCCUUCUGAAUCUCUAUCACAAAUGGCAAGAACAAAGCAAACAGCAAGAAAAUCAACGGGAGGAAAGGCGCCAAGGAAGCAGCUAGCAACAAAGGCAGCGAGGAAGUCAGCUCCGGCGACCGGAGGAGUGAAGAAGCCGCAUAGAUUCCGUCCAGGGACGGUGGCACUGAGGGAAAUCAGGAAGUACCAAAAGAGCACGGAGCUUCUAAUAAGAAAGCUUCCGUUUCAAAGGCUGGUGAGGGAGAUCGCUCAGGAUUUCAAGACGGAUCUCCGGUUUCAGAGCAGCGCGGUGGCGGCUCUUCAGGAGGCGGCGGAGGCGUAUUUGGUAGGGUUGUUUGAGGAUACAAAUCUUUGUGCUAUUCAUGCAAAGAGAGUUACGAUUAUGCCUAAGGAUAUUCAAUUGGCCAGGAGAAUUAGAGGGGAGAGGGCUUGAGAUUUGUCGAAUGGAGUAGUUAGUUAAUUGGAAUGUGGAUUUGUGUACACUAGAACGGAAUUAGGGUUCUUGUUCUUCAAAAAAACAAGAAAUAGUGAAGUUUAAUCUAAGCUAAAGUUCAUUGGUUUCUUUUUCUA
This is a messenger RNA of Cucumis sativus (cucumber), 637 nucleotides long. Its product is annotated as histone H3.2. Gene Ontology annotation, molecular function: protein heterodimerization activity; structural constituent of chromatin; DNA binding. The record is from RefSeq and is a predicted model, not a curated record. Lineage: Eukaryota; Viridiplantae; Streptophyta; Magnoliopsida; Cucurbitales; Cucurbitaceae. Bases 90 to 500 code for a protein of 136 amino acids. The transcript has a single exon. Gene Ontology annotation, cellular component: nucleosome.